CACCCCAAUUUUUUGGCAAUUCUUUUUCGCUGUUGUUUGCUCCCGUUGUUCUCAGUUCUAUGAGGGUUUUACCUUCUCAUGGACGCAUCUUCGAAUACCUACAAAUCAAGAAGAAAAGCCUUCACUUUCUCAGACCAUACUGCUCCUUGUGCCUAGAGUUUCGUGAGGUUCCAAGUUUCAAUCCUCUUCCUCGUCCUCUCAGUCAUGGGUUCCUUGAAGGCCCAUCCUCCCCGCGCGAACCCUCUCCUUCUCUCCCCUUCUUCCCUGCGAGUCCCUGCUCCUCUUUCCUGCUCUCUGCCCAUUAUUACCAGGCGACCAACGAAGCUCCGCUGCGAGUUCGAGCUGAAGGGCAACGGCGCUCUCCCCGGUGACGCUGACCCUCGCGCGGUGGACCGGCUAAAGGCAUUGGAAGCAGCAAUGAAUGAUAUAAACAGUUCGUUUGGCAGGGGAAGUGUGACAAGAUUAGGCAGUGCUGGUGGUGCUCUAGUCGAGACCUUUCCAAGUGGUUGUUUGACUUUGGAUUUUGCUUUAGGUGGUGGCCUUCCGAAAGGAAGAGUUGUAGAGAUAUAUGGUCCAGAAAGCAGUGGAAAGACUACCCUAGCUCUACAUGCAAUUGCAGAAAUACAGAAACUAGGAGGCAAUGCCAUGCUUGUUGAUGCAGAACAUGCAUUUGAUCCAGCAUAUUCUAGUGCUUUAGGAGUAGACAUAGAAAACUUGAUUGUCUGCCAACCUGACAAUGGAGAGAUGGCACUAGAAAUUGCGGAUCGUAUGUGCAGAUCUGGAGCAAUAGAUCUCAUCUGUAUUGAUUCAGUUUCUGCUCUUACUCCAAGGGCUGAAAUUGAGGGUGAGAUUGGAAUGCAACAAAUUGGUCUACAAGCCCGUCUAAUGAGUCAAGCAUUGCGUAAGAUGUCAGGAAAUGCCUCAAAAGCUGGUUGUACUCUCAUUUUCCUGAAUCAGAUACGAUACAAGAUUGGGGUGUUUUACGGGAAUCCUGAAGUAACCAGUGGAGGGAUUGCUUUAAAAUUUUUUGCGUCACUUCGGCUUGAGAUACGCUCUAUUGGCAAGAUCAAAUCUGCUAAAGGAGAUGAAGAUGUUGGAAUUCGGGUGCGUGUAAGAGUGCAGAAAAGCAAAGUGUCCAGGCCCUACAAACAAGCUGAGUUUGAGAUCAUAUUUGGGGAAGGAGUUAGUGGGCUGGGUUGUCUUUUGGAUUGUGCUGAGUUGAUGGAUGUUGUUGUCAAGAGAGGAUCAUGGUAUAGCCAUGGAGAAAACAGCAGGCUCGGACAAGGCAGAGAAAAGGCAUUACAAUAUCUGAGGGAAAACCCUGUCAUCUGCAAUGAAGUAGAAAAGGCUGUUCGAUCGAUGAUGAUGGAUGGGUCCAGACAUAUGAGCUUCUUGGCCUUUGGCCAAUUGUCAGCUGCUGAAGAGGCGCAAACAUAGGAUGAAGAAAUGAAUACAAAAGCACCGGUCUUGCUGUCUACAGAGGUUUUUUCUGUCAUCCAGCACUCGGUGCCGACUCGACAACCUCAGAUGCGGAAAAGAGAAUCAAACAGCAUUCAAGCAGGAUCACAUCAUGAUGCUGAGUAGGUUGUGACCAUUAUUCCGUCAUGCAGGAUUAUUCCAAUUUUGUUUUUAUACGUGUUGGAAUCGAGAAAUGCAGUCUUUGCGAAUUGGUCAAUCUUCAAUUCUGUGACGAUUAGAGAUUCUGCAAUUUUUUUAUUGUGUUGGGAUAGCAACAAAAGCUCACACUGUCGUCAGUGUCAUGAAAUUCAAGUUCAUAAGAUCGGCACGAAAGAACUGCCUAAUUUGUUA
Molecule: messenger RNA, 1809 nt
Organism: Musa acuminata AAA Group (dessert banana)
Lineage: Eukaryota; Viridiplantae; Streptophyta; Magnoliopsida; Zingiberales; Musaceae
Product: DNA repair protein recA homolog 1, chloroplastic
Exons: 13
Coding region: 205-1437 (410 amino acids)
Biological process (GO): DNA repair
Molecular function (GO): single-stranded DNA binding; ATP-dependent DNA damage sensor activity; ATP binding
Source: RefSeq, a predicted model, not a curated record